AUGCGGGAAGCUGGGGAUCAGUUCAAAGCCAUUCCACAGUUCUGCUUCCCAGAUGCUAAAGACUGGACACCAGUGACUCAGUUUGACAGUGAGACUUUCUCGUUUGUGCUGACCGGGGAAGAUGGUAGUCGGAGAUUUGGUUACUGUAGACGACUUUUGCCCAGCGGGAAGGGAAAGCGACUUCCUGAAGUUUACUGUAUUGUCAGCCGGUUGGGCUGCUUCAACCUCUUCUCAAAGAUUCUGGAUGAAGUGGAGAAAAGGAGAGGCAUCUCUCCGGCUCUGGUGCAGCCAUUCAUGAGAGCCAUCAUAGAUGCCCCAUUUCCAGCUCUAGGAAAGAAGAUUACAGUGAAGAACUUCCUGCCUGGGUCAGGAAAUGAGGUGAUUGAACUUUGCCGACCUCUGGAUUCCAGGCUCGAACAUGUGGAUUUUGAAGCGCUAUUUUCCACACUCAGUGUACGACACCUCAUACAAAUCUUCGCCUCUCUCCUUCUGGAAAGAAGAGUAAUUUUUAUGGCAGAAACCCUUAGCACGUUGUCCAAAUGCUGCCAUGCCAUGGUUGCUUUAAUAUACCCCUUUGCCUGGCAACACACCUACAUUCCAGUGCUUCCUCCAUCAAUGAUUGACAUCGUCUGUUCACCCACUCCAUUCCUGAUUGGUCUGCUGUCCAGUUCUCUGCCUCGUUUGAAGGAGCUACCUGUGGAAGAGGUUCUCCUGGUGGACCUCGGCAAUGAUCGCUUCCUCAGCCAGAUGGAUGAUGAAGACUCCAUCCUCCCCCGGAAACUGCAAGCGGCUCUGGAACAGAUCCUGGAGCAGAGAAACGAGUUGGCUAAAAACAAAUUUUGUUUUCCAGAUUCCAGCGCUCUCAAUGACGUAGUAUCUGAGGCCUUUGUCCGCUUCUUUGUGGAAAUAGUUGGUCAUUACUCUUUGUUCAUGGUUCCUGGAGAGCAGGAGGAGAGGACGUUCCUCCGCGAUGCCUUUCGCAAAUCUGUCUCCUCCAAGAGUGUCCGGCGAUUCCUGGAGGUCUUCAUGGAGACUCAAAUGUUUGGAGGCUUUACCCAAGAGAGAGAGAUGCGGAAACAGGGAACCAAAGGUCUAUUUGAGGUCAGGGCCCAGGAAUAUCUGGAGACUCUACCAGGAGGCGAGCAGAGUGGAGUCAACAAGUUUUUCAAUAGGAUAGGUAAGUUGGAAAACCCACGCAUUUAUUAUUUUGGAUAUAUAAAAGAGAUCAUGUCUACCUGCUAA
Staurois parvus is the source of this 1242-nucleotide messenger RNA. NCBI's taxonomy places the organism in Eukaryota, Metazoa, Chordata, Amphibia, Anura, Ranidae. The record is from the annotation of a GenBank genome assembly.